AUGAAUCUCUGACUGACGAUGUCUUUGAGAACUCGAGCAUCGUCCUGGCCUCGUCUUCUACUUCGCCGGAACCCUAGAUCUUCAUUUUCCCGUCAAAUCUCUACUCUUGAUUCCUCAACAUCCACAUUUCCCAGAAGAAUCUCCGGUUACUCCUCCUCCUCCUUCCCCGUAAAUCAUACGCCAUGGAUCUCAUCUCAGAGGUACCGUUUCUUCUCCUCAUUCACAAUGUCACCAUCGGAAGCUGAUAGAGUAGUGAGAGAUCUUAUAGCGGAGGUUGAGAAAGAGAAGCAGCGUGAGAGAGAGGAGAGGCAAAGACAAGGACUUGAUUACAAAGACAUUGAUGCCGAAGACGAGGAGGAUUACUUAGGGAUUGAGCCGUUUAUCGAGAAGCUUAAGAAGCAGAAUUUGAAAGAUGAUGGUGAAUUAAACAGGCGUGAAGAGUCGUCUGAUUCUGAUAGUGAAUAUGAUGAGAUUGAUUUGGAUGAAGAAAGGAAGAAAGAAGACAUCUUUAAUAAGAAGUUUCAGAGGCAUAAGGAGCUUCUUCAGACUCUUACCAAGUCAGAGACACUUGAUGAGGCGUUUAGGUGGAUGAACAAAUUAGACAAAUUUGAGGAGAAGCAUUUCAAGCUUAGACCUGAGUAUAGGGUUAUUGGUGAGCUGAUGAAUCGUUUGAAGGUAGCUGAAGGGAAAGAGAAGUUUGUUCUCCAGCAGAAAUUGAAUAGAGCUAUGAGGUUGGUUGAGUGGAAAGAGGCUUUUGAUCCAAACAAUCCUGCUAAUUAUGGAGUUAUCGAACGUGAUAAUGUUCAAGGUGGUGGUGAGGAAAGAGAAGAGCGUCUUGUUGUUGAUGGGUCUAAGGAUGACAAUGAUGAUGAUGAUGAUGAAGAGGAGUUUGAUGAUAUGAAAGAAAGGGAUGAUAUUCUUUUGGAGAAGCUGAAUGCAAUUGACAAGAAACUUGAGCUUAAGCUUUCUGAGCUUGAUCAUACAUUUGGAAAGAAGGGGAAACGGUUGGAAGAGGAGAUUAGAGAACUGGCUGAAGACAGAAAUGCUUUGACAGAGAAGAAAAGACAACCGUUAUACAGAAAAGGGUAUGAUGUGCAUGUGAUAGAUGUUAAAAAAGUAGCUAAGGUCACAAAGGGUGGCAGGGUUGAAAGGUACACUGCAUUGAUGGUUUGCGGAAAUUAUGAAGGUGUCAUUGGGUAUGCGAAAGCAAAAGCUGAGACUGGCCAAUCUGCAAUGCAGAAGGCGUAUGAGAAAUGCUUUCAGAAUCUUCAUUACGUAGAGCGGCAUGAGGAGCACACCAUUGCACACGCAAUACAGACUUCUUACAAGAAAACCAAGUUAUAUCUAUGGCCUGCACCAACAACGACGGGAAUGAAAGCUGGGAGAGUUGUCAAAACAAUCUUGCUCCUGGCGGGGUUCAAAAACAUCAAAUCAAAGGUGAUUGGUUCAAGGAACUCAUACAACACCGUUAAGGCAGUUUUGAAGGCCUUGAAUGCGGUCGAAACGCCAAAGGAUGUUCAGGAGAAGUUUGGCCGGACAGUUGUUGAGAAAUAUCUGCUGUGAGAUCUGCAUUCACGCUAUUGGUAUGUAUUUGCUGAGUUUUGGAUGAAGUUUAAUUUGUGGCUGUAGAUUAGUAGUGUAUUUCUUACUCUACAGUUGAAUCCAUCCUUUUAAGAUGUUGGGGAAAAAUAAAAUAGUUAAGAAUAC
This is a messenger RNA of Arabidopsis arenosa, 1707 nucleotides long. The record is from the annotation of a GenBank genome assembly. NCBI's taxonomy places the organism in Eukaryota, Viridiplantae, Streptophyta, Magnoliopsida, Brassicales, Brassicaceae.